GAGCCAGGAAUCCAGUGUGACACAUCUGCCAGAAGAUGGCAGCCUCCGCCACAUGGUUAAAUAAAUAAAUAAGCAUGGGAUUUUUUUUUUGUUUUUUGUUUUUGCAACGAAGGGAAACUGGAAAAAAAAAUCCUGGGAUUGGACUGUAAACAAGAAGCAUGAGAGAGUCCAGAGACGGAUCCUGCUGUGGACCGACACGGAGAAGGACACGCAGCACGACGCUGGUCCAGGGCGUUGAUGUUCAGUCCAGCCAGCGCUCGCUGGGGAAAAGGAAGCAGGCUACACUGAAUUCUGCGAGUAAGAGAGAAGAGGCAAAGCACAAUAAACCAUACAGAGGACUGCGGAAAGUCUGCCAAAUCUGAGAGCAUUGUCCUCCACUGCUCAACCUUCAUAGAUUAAGGUGGACAUUUCAAAUCUCCCUUUCUAUGACCACCCAGGAGAAGCGAUGGAGGAUUAAAUCACAUGCUCCGUCACGGGUGAUAACAAACCGAACCUGCCUCAUUCUCCAGUGCUCGAGAGACCCUUGAAUCUUUUCUUGGAGCUUAGAGCAGCACAGACGUUCCCAAGUCAUUUUCUUAUCAUACUCAAAGGAAGUGCACAGAUAGCAGUAGGAAACAGUUCAUGUUUUUCAAGUGAGGGGCACCAAAACACGAGAGCCAGCCACGGCCCACUGGUGGGUCUCAGAAAAGCUUUUGGGGAACGUCGACUUGGAAGACAAGAUUGCUGCAGUGACGGAGGUGAUGGGUAACAAGAACGCCAUCCCGCCAAAAGAUCCCGACACUGGGACAACGCGGGAGGAGGAAGGGGUGUCACACAUCAACAGUGUCACAGGAAGCGUCUCCAGAGAUGAACUGCCGGGCCCCAGCCCAGAGCUGCUGGCCUCCCUACAGUCCCUCAGAGAAAACAGUGACUACACACUGCUGCCACACAGCCUGCACCAGAUCGCAGAAGCCUACUCGCUCAAAGAGGACUACCAGUGGGCCAUCCAGUUCCUCCAGCUGGAGAAGCUCUACCACCAACGUCUGCUCUCCAACCUCGCCGCCCUGCAGGAUAACUGGGAGAGCCAGUGGAAAGAGAAGAAGAACGAUGAAAGCAGUUUGCCCACUGAGACAGACGGCAUCAGUCAGAAACACAUCGAGACCCUGAGCCAGAUCUGCAGGACACACCUCAGACCAUCCAUCAGUGUGGAACAAAACAUGCAGAAUGCAACACUGACAGACACUCCGAGCACGAAUGAGAAUCUACAGCCCUGUCAUGACAAAGUCAACAAGCCUGAAACAACACAACAAGAUGAGGAACAAGAGCAAAGCAUGGACUCAGAGCCAGAGCUUCCCUUAGCACAGACAGGCCCUCAGGAGGAACGGGGGGAGGAGGAGGAAAGAGAAGAAGAAGAAGAGACGUAUGAGGACGGACAGGAAGUAGAAGAAGAGGAGGAGGAGGAGCCAUGUGAGGAGACGCCGGAGGAGGAGGUGAAGGUGGAGUGGCCAACAGGAGUCCCCCAGGCUUCAGACAAGGACCUGGCCAAGCUGUCCCACACAGAGGGGAGUUCCUCCCCAGAGGGUCUGGUCUCCAUUCUGAAGAGGAGGAGAGCAUCGCUGGAUGGACUGCCUCCCCCGAGCGACAUUGUUACUAAACAGAACUCCAAACGCAAAGUCCGUUUCAGUGAGCCAGAGGACGGCCUUGAACAAGAUGAGGUAGGUGGGGAUUCCUGCCUGAUCCUGCUGCUGCUGUGUCUGGUUACCGUGGUGAUCAGCAUAGGCGGGACCGCCCUCUACUGCACCCUGGUGGGCACCUACUCCAACAUUUGCACCGACUUCACUCACAACGUCGACUUCUACGUCCUGAGCGUACGGAGGUUCUUUGAAGGGCUCGGACACUGGCUGCCCCUCCGGACUUAAGACGCUUUCAGCUGCAAUCCAGACGGAAGCUAUACUCCAGAUACUUGUUCUUUAACGGACAGAGUAAAUCUCUGUCUAAUCUACAGUUAGGAGACAACUUAACAGGCAUGGGAUGCACAAGCAUUACUCUGAUGCUGCCAUCCAGUGUUUAAAGCUUUGAUUUCAUCUACAGUGACUGGACUUGUGUCUAAGACGUAUGAAUUUGAGCUAUCAGCCUUAGACGUCUGUAUAACUAAUGGGUGCUCAAAGCAACAUCGAAACAGAGAAGAACUUUCACAAGUAUGUAUGUUAUGGGAUGAGUUUAAAAACCUCCCGUUUGCUACUGUUUUGUGUGGAAACUUCAUCUUAAGCUGAACCUUAAAGAUACCACACAAGAGGGCUCACAACUCUUAACAAUAUUUAUAUUUAACAAGAGAAGUUUAUGUGUGUAGAAGUGUUUCCCUUACAUUUGUAGCUAUUGUAGCUGUGUACACAUUUGCAUAAGUAUUAUUGUAUAAGUCAAUAUAUAUAUAUUUUGACUUAUACAAUAAGUCUUCAAGGGCUCAUAUUAUGCUUUUUGGCUUUUUCCUUUCUUUUAUUGUGGUAUAUAUCUUUUUUGUGCAGAUUUACAAAGUGAAAAAAACUUAAUGUCCCCCCCCCCAAAGGGACUUACCAUCUCCAACCGAAAACACUGUUCACAAACUGCUCCAAACAGCUCUAUUGUAGUCCAGCCUUUACUUCUGUGACAAAUGUGCGUCACUUUGUAACACAGGUUAUAAUGUUCACCUUGCUGCUAGCGUGGUACGCCCUCAUACUCUGCUUCUGACUGGCUAGUAGUCCUUACCUAGCUACUGUGCAUGUGUGACUCCCAACAAAGAUGGAACAGACUGUAGCUGUAGACUCUGUAGCUAAAACAGAGAGCUCAACACACAGGGUGAAAAGAGGUGCAGCAGCAAUGUCCAGUACAACAAAAGGAUUUGGGGAAAAUUAACCCAUAUAAACCUGAUAUAACCUCUAAAUACAAUUAUGAACCUGACAAUGAGCAUAAUAUGAGCACUUUUACAAUCAUUAAGAUCGUACGUGUGUGUGUGUGUUAUUUUUUAGAAUGAUUAAUGGGCAUGAAAAGGAUGUUUAAAUUCAUGUUACCAUUAUCUUUUCCUGUCAAUUCUCUGUUAAAAUAACAUAUUAUAAGGCUGUACAUUUUAUCAGACACAUUAUACAGCACAACGACAAAUGUUCAUAUUAUUUUUGAAAAACUCUGAUUGCGGUUACAGAUUAGCCUUUAUGAUCUUUCACUGAAAAAAACAUAAUUUCAUAACUGUGCGUUUACCUCAAUACAAGGGGUUACCCUUAACAUUCCUGUUAUUAUUUUAAUAUGACCAAUUCAUAGAGAAGCAUUGUGCUGUAUGCCGUACUGGUAAACUGACAUGAUCGUAAGCAGUGUGCAAUACAGUAAUUUCACUCUUUAUAAUUAGUAAUUAGUUAAUGUUUAGGCCACAUAGCCGCAUAGUUGCUUCUGCCGCUGUAAGGAAAAAAAAUGAUGUUCAUACCCGGGUGAUAGUGGGUAUUAAUCCAAGAAAAAAACUCAGAAUUUCUAAGUGGUAAAUGUGGAUUUGGAAUUAUUUACUACUUUGGAUCCAGUGGUCCUGAUGGGACCCUUUGGCGGGCCGGUUCUGGGUCACGGGCCGUAUGUUUGACACCCCUGAUUGAACUCCACAAACUCAGGCACUUACGCUGUGUUUAUACUUUUGGUGCUCAAUGUUUUCAUGUAACCCCGUUAGCGUGUAACCCUAAAACUCCUGUUCUACAUGUGGAUUCAUCAUCAUAUCGAUCUGCAGUACACUGUGUACACACAGCUGCAUCAUGAGAGUAAAACCCCAAUGCGGACAGAAAAUACUUUUGGAUUGUGUGUGACACCAGGCAAAAAAUAUAAUUGGUUUAAAAACAAAAAUAAAGUACAUUACUAUUGUGAA
Molecule: messenger RNA, 3850 nt
Organism: Etheostoma spectabile (orangethroat darter)
Lineage: Eukaryota; Metazoa; Chordata; Actinopteri; Perciformes; Percidae
Gene: cnstb
Product: consortin, connexin sorting protein b
Exons: 11
Coding region: 741-1898 (385 amino acids)
Biological process (GO): positive regulation of Golgi to plasma membrane protein transport
Cellular component (GO): transport vesicle; trans-Golgi network; plasma membrane
Molecular function (GO): connexin binding
Source: RefSeq, a predicted model, not a curated record